AUGGAGUCUUUCUCAGAGCCGCUCUCCACACGGCCCCCACCUGUAGACUUCCGGCCGGCUGCCUAUCGCCGCCCCGCCCCCGAGGGCAGGGGAUGCUGGGAUCCGCCAAUCACUGGGCGUCUGUGGUAGGAGUGGGUGGAGCCUGAGAGAUUCGAAAGGAGCCCCACCCCCUCGGGGCUGAUUCCCGGGACCAAGUGGUGGGGAGGCAAGCACCUUCGGCGAGAGCUCAGGUCUAAGCUGACUCGUUCUCCUACCGGCUGGAACAUGGAAGAUUUGGAGGAAGAUGUAAAGUUUAUCGUGGAUGAGACCUUGGACUUUGGAGGGCUGUCACCAUCUGACAGUCGUGAGGAGGAAGAUAUAGCAGUGUCGGUGACUCCAGAGAAACCCCUCCGAAGAGGACUUUCCAAUCGAAGUGACCCAAAUGCAGUGGCCCCAGCCCCCCAGGGGGUGAGGCUCAGCCUAGGCCCCCUUAGUCCAGAGAAGCUGGAGGAGAUUCUCCAUGAGGCCAACCGACUGGCAGCCCAGCUGGAGCAGUGUGCCCUGCAGGAGCAGGAGAGCACAGGUGACGUCCUGGGGCCUCGCAAGGUGAAGCCCAGCCCUCGGAGGGAAACCUUUGUGCUGAAGGACAGUCCCGUCCGAGACCUGCUGCCCACUGUGAGUUCUUUGACUCGGAGCACCCCCUCCCCAAGCAGCCUGACACCCCGACUCCGGAGCAGCGAUAAGAAGGGGGCAGCCAGGGCUCUUCGGACAACAUCUGGAAAGAGGCCCUCCAGUGUGAAGAGAGAGUCACCCACUUGCAAUCUGUUCCCUGCAUCCAAAAGCCCAGCAUCUUCUCCUCUUGCCCGAUCCACUCCUCCAAUCCGGGGCAAAGCUGGGCCCGUUGGGAGAGCAACAGCAAGCCCGCCUACCCCUGUCAGACCAGUCUUGGCCCCACAGCCUUCUACCAGCAACUCUCAGCGACUCUCUCGGCCACAGGGAGCAGCUGCUAAGCCUUCCAGUCGACUGCCUAUUCCCUCAGCCAUCCCCAGGCCUGCCAGCCGAAUGCCACUCACCAGCCGGAGUGUACCACCCAGCAAAGGUGCCCUGCCUCCAGCUUCUCUGCCAACUCGGAAAGGACUUCCACGACCAAGCGCCGCAGGGCACAGAGUUCCCAUUUCCCAGCGACCAAAUCUUCCGGUCCCUGGUGCCACUCGAAGCAAUCUGCAGCCCCCCAAGAAGGUUGCAGUCCCAGGACCUACCAGGUAAAGAGAUCAGGACAGCAAGCAAGAAUUCAGUAGCAAACCACUACCGUCACUGCCUGGACUCACCUCUACUCGGCCUCCCAAGCCCUCUCAUGGAAGACAGGCCCUGACUCUAGCAGAUUCUGGCCCGGGAGCAGGAGAAAGAGAUGACACCAGGGCUGGUGGCCCAAGAGUAAAGAGAUGGGAGAUGGGGUGGAUUAGGGCUGAGCUGGAGGGGAAUCAAACCCUGUGGGUUGAAAGAGGAUUAGGGAAAAGAGGUCACCUCCUGACAGUGAAAUUAACAAGCAGAAAAUGAGAAAAGCCAGAGAGUAGCCAGCCCCGACUCUUGUGUUUAGUCCCAGAGGGUUUGAUCUUCUUCCCAGGCAUUGGUUCACUGGGCAUUUACAUGUGAAUGGCCUCCUGCUCUCUGAGGAGGAGCCCUGAAUUACGUCCAGGACGCAGGCCUGUUUGGAGAGACAGAGGCAGGCACAUGGUCUCCAGAACUUCUUUCCUGUAAAUUCUCUGACUCUUAAGAGGCCAGUUGAUGAUAAGCUUACAUUGGUCAGUGUUUUUCUAAAAUAAAAUGAAUGUAUUUUUCUAAUCUCUGUACAUGUGAAAGUAAAUUCUCCAAUUUCACACAGAUUUGUAGUAAACUCCUGUAUUAUUCCGAUGACGGAGCCGCGACAAGCUUCCCAGACCAGGGCCUAAUUAGGCUGAAGGGGCUUGUGAUUCGGGACCACCCACCCUCCCUGUGUUGGCACUAGAUGGGAACAAGCUGCCUUCUUCCGGGAUACAUGUGUUAAUGAAAGGUCCAGAUCAAGUGAAAUAUGUGAGUGAGGCUAUCAAGGCAAGGUCUUGGUCAAGUUAUUAUCUAUAUCCUAAGCUUGGGUGUCUUUCCUGGCAAGAGCAUGGAGCCUUCUGAGAAUGCCCUCAGCAUCUGCUCUGCUGUACUGAUGAGAUGAGGGGACCCUUUGGUGGGUACCCUGGUAUUCAGUUUUGCUGACUGCUUCAGCAGAAGAUGCUGGAACACCUCAUCACAUUCUGCCUUAUAUCAUUAGAAUUGGUGGUCCUAGACUUGAGGGCUGACACCUUUGUCUUACAAACCUCUGCCGUGCCUAGUGUUAUGAUUUGUAUGUGGCAGAGAAUUUCAUUCAUUUGUUGAAAAAAUAAAUUUGAGUGCAAGGGAGGGGGGGGUUGGUGAACGAAUGACAGAGACUAACAGAUUUCACUAAGGGUCCCCCUUUUCUCACAGCCUUUGACUCUUGAAACCAGAACCAAUUCAAUUCCUUGUUGGGUUUUUGGUUUUUUUUUUUAGGAUUUAUUUAUUCAUUUUAGAGAGAGAGAGCCGGGAUAGGGGGCAAGUAGGGGCGGAGGGAGAGGGAGAGUCUUAAGCAGACUCUGCUCUAAGCAUGGAGCCCGGGGCGUGGCUCAACACGGGGCUCGAUCUCACGACCCCGAGAUCACAACCUGAGCUGAAACCAAGAGUCAGACGCUAAACAGACUGCACCACCCAGGUGCCCCAAUUCCUUGUGAGUUUUGAGAGAACUUCCCUCUUUGAAGGCUGGGCUAUGACUUAAGGAAGGCAGUAGGCGACUGAACAGAGGGAGUGGAGUGUCAGCUGGUGCCCCCCGCCCCCCCACAUAUAGAUGCCCAUCAGCACCCCACUUAGGCAUUAAAAUGUCCUUUCCCAGACAGAGGCCCUCCACUGCUGUCUCCUUUUUAUGGCUGAUCUUCAGGUUCAAUGAACAUAUUGACUUUUAUUACAGUGGCAGCCGCCUAGGCAUUCGCCUCUCUCCCUGAGCCUCCUACAGCAACUCCUACAGGCUCUGGGAGUCUAAGAAUUGAGCUGCGGGAGGGGAUGCGGAAAGACACCGACUAUUUGGCUCUGGAGAAAUUUGGCAGAGGCAAGAAAACCUCAGGUGUGUUCUCCAGCUGGUGAGCAGGGCCCUUGGUGACUCCCCAGUGGGACCGAAGCUCUGGAAGGCCGGCGCGCCUAGGCAAGCUCUGAGGUGUGGCCGUCAGAUGGCACGUGUGUGUGGCUUGGGAGGCAGACCCGUAUGCUGUUGCCACCUGGUGGCCAGAAAGGACAAGGCAUGUUCCCUUUGCCCUUGGUCAGUCUUGAAUUUCAUAACCCCCACCUGCCCUGCCCCCAUCCUGCUCCAAACCUGCUUAAGCAACGUCCAGUAGACCUUGCCAGCUAGGGAGGAGGCCCCCUGCCACAGCGGCCCUUCUUGCUCGGCUACCUGCUUACUUCCUUCCCUUUGGGGCUGGCUAUUUUUCUCUGCACUCUACCCCCACCCCUCCCCAGGAGCAACAAUGCCGGAAGCCAACAUUUACUGGCCUCUUAACUACGCACUGCGAACUGUUCGAAGCACUUUACAUGUGUUAACUCAUUUAAUUCUCAUAAAAGCUCAAUUAGGCGGAUGCUAUUAUCAUCCUCAUUUCGCAGGCAGAGAAACUAAGGCCCGGAGAGCUUAGGUCACUGGGUCUGGUUCCAAGGUAUGUGCUCUUAAUCACUACCCUCUAUGGCCCCCAUGUUAACUCCCCGGCUAGUUUGCUGAACAGACCUUUGAAAAACACAAAACUUGGGAAAGGAAGUAAUGUUGCAGAGCACGGAGGUGGCUUGAGUGUGAAUUGUUGCUUCAUUUCUGAUGGGAAAACACACACAAUGACCCAGAGGAGUGGAGUCAGGAGGUACCUCGUCACUGAGCCACUCAGCCACCCUGCCCUCCCUGUCUCCUGAAUUCUGUCCCCAGGACUCAGCCCUAAGGGGCUGGCCUGGAAACCUGCCUUCUCUUUGCAGCCUCCCCAGGGACACAAGUCCCUGUUGUCCUGAUGAAAAGGAUACUCUCCUGCCACCUGCCACAUCUUCUUUGGACGUGCCAGGACAUGGGCUCCGAGCUGAUGAGGCUAUUCGGGGAGCACUGCUGGGAUGCUGGUAGUGGGGGCUAGCUCACUGGCCACUUGACAUCCGAGUCCCCUGACUUCCUGGCCCUCCCACGGCCCUCCCUGCUCUUGUUUUCCAGAACCUCCCUCUGGAAGCACAGGGCACCCACAGAAGCACAGGAUGACAGCGCUCAACCCGCACAGAACUAUAGUUUAUUCAGUAGUAUGGGGAAAUGAAAAAAAAAAAACAAACAAACACAAAACCCUACUGUAUUUACAGUAACAAUCAAACUGUACAAUCUGAUGGUUAGUAUCAAGUUAGCAUCCAGCAUCUUUGUAUUUUUUUAAGUCAAGUCAUCAGUAGUUAAAAACCAGUUAAAUUUUUAACCCUUUGUAGGAAUUGCUGAGGGGAGAGUUCAGGGGGCGAAUCCAUGGCAGAAAAGCCGGUAACCAGCCUUACACAUGAGAAACAGGAACAUUUUUUUUUUUUCCCACCCAUAGCCUCUUUUUCUAGCCACCUGCUCCAGAGGAAAGUCGGUGACAAGUGGGGAAUACAUGCUCAGCGUACAUGGGAACUCAAACGAACAGCGGUUGGCAACACUGAGGCGGCGGGAGGAGAGGAGGCAGGAGAUGAGAGCCUGGAGCAAAGGGAAGGGCCUCAGGCCCCCGCGCCAGGACUGCUGGGUGCCCACCCAACCCGUCACGGCCACAUCAGACCCCCUGGGACCGGACACGAACCCAUCCCAACACAAAAAGCAAAUAAAUAAAAAUAUAUAUUAA
Callorhinus ursinus (northern fur seal) is the source of this 4886-nucleotide messenger RNA. It is a transcript of the gene PSRC1, whose product is annotated as proline and serine rich coiled-coil 1. Lineage: Eukaryota; Metazoa; Chordata; Mammalia; Carnivora; Otariidae. Gene Ontology annotation, molecular function: microtubule binding. Gene Ontology annotation, biological process: mitotic metaphase chromosome alignment. Gene Ontology annotation, cellular component: microtubule cytoskeleton; spindle pole; spindle microtubule. The record is from RefSeq and is a predicted model, not a curated record.